Alternaria novae-zelandiae is the source of this 1656-nucleotide messenger RNA. RefSeq lists its product as uncharacterized. The record is from RefSeq and is a predicted model, not a curated record. Gene Ontology annotation, molecular function: flavin adenine dinucleotide binding; oxidoreductase activity, acting on CH-OH group of donors. The transcript has 5 exons. Gene Ontology annotation, biological process: secondary metabolite biosynthetic process. NCBI's taxonomy places the organism in Eukaryota, Fungi, Ascomycota, Dothideomycetes, Pleosporales, Pleosporaceae. Bases 1 to 1656 code for a protein of 551 amino acids.
AUGUCCCUCGUUUGGGGCGGGCCAACUGACAAGGCGGGAUACUUCACAUUCAACUCAGUACCUAAUCCGGAAAUGAAUGGCAAACAGGCUUUGCUGUUCGUUGGUCAGACUGUCGGUGGCAGUAGCGCCAUCAACGGCCAGUACUUUGAUCGCGGAUCUAGACAUGACUAUGACGCUUGGACUCAGAUUGGAGGUCCUGAGUUUGCAAACAGUACGGCCAAGUGGGACUGGGAGAGCCUGUUUCCCUACUUCAAGAAGAGCGUGACCUUCACUUCACCAGAGCCAAGCGUGGUGGAACAGUAUGGGUUCACUUGGGACAUGUCCGCGUAUGGCGGCACGACUCCCAUCCAUUCGAGUUUCCCACCUUUUCUAUGGGGCGACAUUCACCUCGCAAGGGAUGCUUGGAGAGAUAUGGGUAUCCGAGCCCUAGAUGAGUGUGCAGGUGGUGACAAAGAAGGCAUGUGUUGGGUACCCAUAUCUCAGCAUCCAGUCACGGCCAGGCGCUCGCACGCUGGUUUGGGCCACUACUCCGACGUUUCGGGUAGACCAAAUUACGACUUGCUGGUCAAGCAUCAGGUCAUCAGGGUUGUCUACACUGACGGCGUCUCACACGGGCCACCACGGGUAGAGAUACGAUCUCUUUCUAACGAUGAAGUGUUCAAUGUAACCGCCAAAGCCGAAGUUGUCAUUUCUGCCGGCGCAAUGCACACACCUACCAUCCUACAAAGGAGCGGCAUUGGCCCUGCAGCUCUCCUCAAUGACUUGAACAUCACCGCGGUACUGGAUCUUCCUGGAGUAGGCUCAAACUUGCAAGAUCACUCUUCUCCCGGCAUAUCGUGGAACUAUACGAAGCCUGGCAACUUCUCCAAUAUGCCUUCAGACAUGCUUGAUCCUGCUUAUGCCGCCAGAGCAGUAGCAGAGUUCAAUAUGACGCCAGCACGAGGCCCUUACACGUUGGCCAUGAGUAAUACUGCCCUGUACAUCUCACUUCCUAACGUGACCGAAGAGUACAUGGAAAUCAUUGAGGAGAUGCGCAAGACGGCUGAUAGCGACUCAGCGGCUGCUCAUUUGCCAGAGAACUCCGACCCAAGCCUUGUUGCUGGCUACAAACGUCAACUUCACGUCCUUGCCGACCUUCUCGCAAACCCAGAAGCCCCCAGUUCAGAAGUACCCUUUGCGACUGGGACGACUAUGCGUCCUAUUAUUCUCCAUCCACUAAGUCGCGGUACUGUUCACCUCAAUUCAACCGACCUGUUAGCUCAGCCCAUACUUGAUUACCGCGCUGGCUCCAGUCCCGUCGAUUUUUCCAUUCAUAUUGCGCAUAUCAAAUGGCUUCGUAAGGUACUGGAUACUCCGACUAUGCGCAGGUACGGUGCGGUCGAAGCCACUCCUGGUCCAGCUGUUCAGUCAGAUGAAGACCUCAAAUCUUACAUAAAGAGUUCCAUGGUACUCUCGCAUCUGCACCCAUGCUGCACAGCUGCGAUGAUACCGAGGAAUCUGGGAGGCGUGGUAGGACCAGAUCUAAGGGUGCAUGGUGCAGCCGGAUUGCGCGUUGUUGAUAUCAGUAUUCUGCCUUUCCUACCAAGUGCACAUACGAGCUCAACAGCGUAUGCGAUUGCAGAGAAGGCUGCGGACAUCAUCAUAAACAGUCUAUAA